This is a messenger RNA of Cicer arietinum (chickpea), 914 nucleotides long. Its product is annotated as methyl-CpG-binding domain-containing protein 4-like. Gene Ontology annotation, molecular function: thymidine kinase activity; ATP binding; zinc ion binding. Lineage: Eukaryota; Viridiplantae; Streptophyta; Magnoliopsida; Fabales; Fabaceae. The record is from RefSeq and is a predicted model, not a curated record.
AUAAAAAAUAGAGGGUUUAGAAAGAAACAGUUGGUUAGUUACGUAUAACGCAUCGCAUCGCAUCGCAUCGCAUCGGUGGCUUUUUUCUGUUCUCCUAACCCUAAUAACUGUACUGUCGCCGGAUCAAUGACUGGCGCAGCCCAGGAUAUCUCCAAAACUCCAUCUUCUUCUUCUAAGAGAACAGUGAUAACACAGGGUUCAGUUGAUAUAUAUGCAGCGCAAUGCAAGAAUUGCUUGAAAUGGAGAGUGAUUGAUACUCAGGAGGAGUUUGAAGAAAUCAGACAUAAAGUCACCGUUGAACCUUUUGAUUGUAGCAGAAAGGCUAAUUGUAGCUGUGACGAUCCUGCUGAUAUUGAAUACGAUUCCACUCGGACAUGGGUCAUUGACAAGCCUAACCUUCCAAAGACUCCUCAAGGUUUCAAGAGAAGCUUGGUACUUAGAAAAGAUUACUCUAAAUUGGACUCUUACUACAUCACACCUGCAGGUAAAAAACUGAGAACCCGGAAUGAAAUAGCAGGGUAUCUAAAAGAUCAUCCUGAACACAGUGGUAUAUCUGCUUCGGAUUUUGAUUUUUCAUCCCCCAAGAUAAUGCAGGAUACCAUCCCAGAAUAUAUUGAGCAGAAGGAUUCUGCUAACAAGAAAGCUAAGAUAAUUAAGGAUGAUGUUUGAGAAAUAUCAUCCCAAGUUUUCUGCAUUUCUGGUCGGUUUGUUUGUAAUAUAUUAACUCUAGAGAUUGUGUUAGGGAACACCAAUCCAGUUGCAUUGAAACAAAAUUUGUUCUUGCAGUUUUUUGGAUUGUUUUUGUCUUAUUGUAAUUGCAUACCUAAACCGAUAUUCACUGCCUUUGUGUGGUGUAACUGUAAACAGAACACCCAAAAAUAUAUCUAUCUAUGUACCCCUAUCUAUUUGCCUCA